AUGCUAUUGGAGGUUGAAAGCGCUUGUGGUGAUCCGUUUGGACCAAAAUCACCAAAACAAGAUGCCCUAAAGCUGAAAUGUUUGAAUUUUCGAGCCGUGAGCAGUCACAGACGCACUCAGAACACAGGUCGGAGACAGCCACGCAAAGAAGAGCGAAGUUUGGUAUCCAAACCACCUACAGAACAAGAAAACACGCAUGAACAAGGUCCAGUGAAAAGUUCGUACACGAACCAGGCGUAA
Messenger RNA from Echinostoma caproni, 240 nucleotides. The record is from the annotation of a GenBank genome assembly. NCBI's taxonomy places the organism in Eukaryota, Metazoa, Platyhelminthes, Trematoda, Plagiorchiida, Echinostomatidae.